GCUCUCGCAGUACUGGGAGAAGCCGAUCUGCUGCAGCCAUGUCUGGACCUCGGCUUCCUUCCAGCUGGCCACGCUGGGCAGGAUGGGCCGUGGCACCUCCUCGCCCAGCAGUCGCAGCGCGCGCUUCGCCAGCGCCGACGUGGUACCGUUAGUGGAGUAGGAGACGAGGCGUUUCAGGCUCUGGAUAGCACCUAUGUCGCUGAAUACCUGGGGAAGUGCGGAGAGCGUGUCUUGGACCCACCAAUUCACCAGCCGCCCCCAAACGUGCCCGGUCCCUUCCCUCGCCUCUUCUCACCGCUGAAAACCCCACCGUCUGCCCUUGCCCUGCCUUCAUCCAAUAAAUCACCAGGUCCUGUGGAUUCCCCCUCCAGAAGCUCCUUCAACUCUUGACCAGCAUGCGGGAUCUUAGUUCCCUGACCCGAGAUCAAACCCGUGUCCCCUACAUUGGAAGCGUGGAGUCUUAACGAAUGGACCGCCAGGGAAGUUCCUCAAGUCCCAGCUGAAUGUCAUUUCCUCUGGGGCGCCUUCCCAGUUUCUCUUUAACCCCCUCCCCACCCAACCCCACACCCGCACCCACCUUGGUCUUGCCCUGCAGACUCUUGAUGACAGCCUCGGCACAGAGAUAGAAAGCCCCGAUGCACUGCGCCUCCAAGCGCGACGAGUCAAGCAGCGGCACAAGGCGCUGCAGGUCGUCAGGCCCGCGGCCCUGGCUGGUGUCACUGGCGUCCACCAGGCAGCGGGCGAAGCGGCCGGGGUCCAGUGAGGCCACUAGCGGCUCCACGAGGGCCAGCGUGCCCGAGCGCUCCACCUCGCGCUCCACCUCCUUGUUGGUGGCCAGCACCGCCACGGCGAGGCAGGCGUGCAGUCGGAGCAUCUCGUCCUCGGAGAAGGCGAGCGGGAAGAGCCACUCGGCGGCGCGCUUCUCCACCAUGCGCCUCUGCGCCGUCUGGCCCCCGUGCAGCGCGCAGUUGGCCAGCGCCAGCGCGCAGUGGCGGAGCAGCGGUGGGUCGGUGCGGCGGCACCAGUACAGCACCGCGUCCAGGCCGCCGGCCGCCACCAGCCGCUGGCACGUCUCCUCCGAGUGCUUGAACAUGUGCUCCAAAAUGCCGGCCACGCUCCGCGCCAGCUCCACCGGCUCCCGCUCUUUUGCCAGGGCCCAGGUGAGCCCAGAACAUGGCCUGAGGCCAGGACAGCUUUGCUGAGCUGAUCACUGAACUUCUCUGUAGCCCAAAGGAACAGAUGGGUUCUAAUCAUCCACUCGGGCAGACGGCACUGCAAUUGUUCCUUUAACCAAGGAGAAAGCCAAGGCUCAGAGAGGUUACAUGGCAUGCCCAGGUUACACAGCUGGUGAGAGGCAUAGCUGGGAUUUGAACUCACAUCUGUCUGUCUCCAGGGCUCAAGAUCCUUUGUCUGCACUCUGUGCUUCCAGAACAAUCCGACUAUAUAUACUCCAAGAAGAUCAGAACCAGGAAGUGCUUAAGAAGUCAUCUAAUCCAACAACACCCCGCCUGAGGCUCCAUGAAGGGAAGGGCAUGUUCAGGAACAUCAAUUCAGAAAGAGGACUUUAUUCACAUUUCUUUUUUUUUUUUUUUUUGGCCGCGAGGCUUGCAGGAUCUCAGUUCCCCGACCAGGGAUCAAACCCAGGCCAUGGCAGUGAAAGCCCGGAAUCCUAACCACUAGGCCACCAGGGAACUGUGCAAUUGUGCAUUUCUUGAACCCCAGCCCUCACCUUUCCCUAUGCACUUGGCACCUUUAUAGAGUUGAACUCUGUGCUAGUUGUGACAUUUAUUCACUCAAUUCUACAGUCUGAGAGGCUGUGGGUCUGGGAUCAAAUCACAGCUCCGAAAGAGGGGUAGAUUGUCCAUAUAUAAGCCUGUAUAUGUAAUAUACACAUAUAUGCAAGUGCUUGUAUAUGCAGAGACUCUCUCUGGAAAGACGUACAAGAAACUUGUUUCACCGGUUUGCCUCCAGUGAACAGAAAGAAGAACGUUUAACCUCCUCUCGGAGCAGUGCAGAGGUGUGGGGAGAUUAUGCCUUUCUCUGGAAGGAUUUUGAUCGGGACCUGGCUCGCUGGGUUCUGUCCUUGGUCCUGAAGUGAUGCCAACACCAGCACGUUGUUUCUUGGGACCAGAGACAUGGGUUAGUGCGCCUCCUUUCUCAGUAAUUCUGAACCAGGCACAGCAUGAGAUCAUGUCUGUCCUGUUACAUGAAGCAAAAUGAAAAAGGAGGAAGCAGGAAGUGGACUGCUGGGGGUGGCAUGAAGGCAGCAGGUAACCUUAGGUAAGCACUCAUUUCAGCCUGGGGGAAGAGGAAAGGGGUCCCCCCUCCUAUUUUCUGAGCAAUGUUCUCUUUCUCUUUUAGUGGGAGUGAGACGGUAUGGCAGAGAGAAGGUAGCACGGAAGGAUAUCCAGGCCCAUCGGGAGGAGGGCUGUGGGUUUAGAGGGCUUGGGCAAUGGGAUCCCAGCUCCAUCCUCAGAACCAGGGACAGAUUCCUGUCCUGCUACUCCAUUCCUCCCCUCUCUCAUUUCUCACCCCACCAGCUCUGGGAGUGAAUCCUGGCUGCACCAUUAGUUCACUGUGUGACGCUGGGCAAGUCACUAAACUUUCCCAGGGCUCAGUUUCCUCAUCUGUAAAAUGGACACUCUGGUCCCCAACAGGGAUAUAAUGCAGGGGUUUGUGAGGUGAGGCAGGAAAGGCACCGUGCGAGGCACACGGGAGACCGAGGCACUCGACCGCCCUUGCGACCCUACACCACGCGGCGCUCUCCGCCCCAGCCCGGCCCCCUCACCGGUUCUCUGCCACCAGGAUCUGCUCCAGCAGGCGGGCAGCCUGCACGCGCGUCUCCAGCUCCGGCGCCUGGAGCAGGCGCAGCAGCAGGUCCAGACCACCGUCCAGGCGGAUGGCGUCGCACAGACCCUGGGCUACCUCGCGGCCCAUGGCUGGUAGCAGCCAGGCCUCCUCCACCAGCUGGAAGACCUCGGCUAGGCUGGCUCCCACGGCCCGCACGCCGCCCGCCUGCUUCAGAGCCGACAGCGCCUGCUGCAGCUCGGGCAGCGCGCGCUCCAGGGCGCCCUGCACCUCGGUGCUCGCCCCUGGCGACACCUCGCGGGGCCCGCGGCUGCCCGCCGCCCACCACGGCCCAGCGCAGCCGCUCCCGUCCGGCCCCGGCACCGCUAGCCGCUCGGCGCCCGACCGUGGGCCCGACAUGGCGAAGAAGCGGCACAGCUUGUAGGCGGAGAGAAGCAGCGUCAGGACCAUGGGCACGGGGUUUCAGGGGACAUCCCUGGAGAGGCGGGGCCGGGCGGAGCGACCCAGACCUUGGGAAAAGGAGGAACCAAGAGGGGACCAGGGGGAAGAUGAUGCAAGAGGGAGGGUGGAGAGAAGGGUAACAGGCAAGGGCACCGACCAGAAGUUUGGGGGAGGGGUGAGGGCAGGAUAUAGGACGAAGAAGUUGGGGAAGGGGAUGCAGGCCCAGAUGCAGGGGACAGGCGGGAGGAGAGAGCGGGAAGGCGAGGAACGGACCCAGGGGCCAGAGGGUCUAGAAAGCAGCAACCAGAACAAAGAGCGGUUCCAGUCUCGCCUAGGUUCGCAGGGAUGCUCUGCAGGAGCCCCGCCCCUGAGAAGCUGUGGUCGGGGAGCCGACGCCCCGCCUGUCGGUCUCGCGGGGCUCCUCCCUUGCCGCCUGCGUAGCCCCACUCCCAAGUCUUCUCCAGCUACGCCCACACGCUGGCUGGGCCUCUCCCCCUAGUCACGUUCCCUGCCUCCUAUACUGGUGGCAGGGGAAGGAGGUGGGAGGCGGAAGGACUGCUUCGGUUUUACGUUGGAGACACUGGGAUGACACUGGAAUGUGAGGGCAACACGGUUGAGUGUGCCUUUGCCCUACUAGUGGUUAAUGCAAUCAUAAUAGCAACGCUUGAGACGCUUUAUGCCUGUUUCUCAAGUAAGUCUUACAUCGUGCCUACGAGGUAGCAAUUACUGCUCCCAUUUAACAGCUGAACCGACUGAGGUCCAUGGAGAAGCUUCUCCAAAGUCACACUCCCCUCUGAUUAUAGAACAGAAAAAAAGCAUCGGAAUCUCUGAGGAUCACUCCCUCCAGGUGGUGGGAGGACUUCCAGAGGCAUCAGAGCAGAGACCGCAGAGAACCUACUUCACCAGGCUCGAGGCUGGAGGCCCCGCCAUGGCAUCCCCAAGGCCCCUUCUGAUGCUGGCCCUGCUGGCGUGGGUGGUUCUGGCUGACCAAGAGUCGUGCAAGGGCCGCUGCACUGAGGGCUUCAACUCCGACAGGAAGUGUCAGUGUGACGAGCUCUGCUCUUACUACCAGAGCUGCUGCUCCGACUACGUGGUCGAGUGCAAGCCCCAAGUGACUCGUGGGGAUGUAUUCACUCUGCCAGAAGACGAGUACAGCUUCCACGACUACCGCGAGGAGACCAGAUCUAAUACCAGCGUCCAGGCACAGCCAGAGAGCCCCACCCAGACCUUUGUCCGGCAGGCCGGGCCUGAAGAGACUACUGAGCAGACACCUGUUCUGAACCCUGAGGAAGAAGCCCCAGGACCUGGGCGGGAGAACUCAGAGCCUGAAGUGGGGACCGUCAUGCCCGAGACUGAUAAUCUAGGGAUCUCCGAGUCCCCAGCAGAGGAAGAGCAGUGCAGUGGGAAGCCCUUCGACGCCUUCACCAACCUCAAGAAUGGUUCCCUCUUUGCCUUCCGAGGGCUCUACUGCUAUGAGCUGGAUGAAAAGGCAGUGAGGCCUGGGUACCCCAAGCUCAUCCGCGAUGUCUGGGGCAUCGAGGGUCCCAUUGAUGCUGCCUUCACCCGCAUCAACUGUCAGGGGAAGACCUACCUCUUCAAGGGUAGUCAGUACUGGCGCUUUGAGGAUGGUGUCCUGGACCCCGAUUUCCCCCGCAACAUCUCUGAAGGCUUCAGGGGCAUUCCGGACAACGUGGACGCAGCCUUGGCCCUCCCCGCUCAUAGCUACAGUGGCCGGGAGCGCGUCUACUUCUUCAAGGGGAGACAGUACUGGGAGUACGAGUUCCAGCAGCAGCCCAGCCAAGAGGAGUGCGAAGGCAGCUCCCAGUCGGCCGUGUUCGAACACUUUGCUCUGCUGCAGCGGGACAGCUGGGAGGACAUCUUCAGACUUCUCUUCUGGGGCAGUUCCUCUGGUGGUGCUGGAAAGCCCAGGUUCAUCAGCCGGGACUGGCAUGGUUUGCCUGGACAAGUGGACGCGGCCAUGGCUGGCCACAUCUACAUCUCAGGCUCAGCUCCCCGCUCCUCUCGGACCAAGAUGACCAAGUCUGCGCGUCGCAAUCGUAAACGCUACCGCUCGCGCCAUGGCCGUCGCCGUGGCCGCAGACGCAGCCAGAACUCCUACCGGCAAUCUCAUUCCACCUGGCUGUCCUGGUUCUCCAGUGAGGAGUUGGGCCUGGGAGACUAUAACUAUAAUAACUACGAGAUGGACUGGCUUUUGCCUGCCAACUGUGAGCCCACCCAGAGCGUCUACUUCUUCUCAGGAGACAAGUACUACCGAGUGAACCUUCGCACACGGCGAGUGGAUGCUGUGAUCCCUCCCUACCCACGCUCCAUCGCCCAGUACUGGCUGGGCUGCUCAGUCCCUGCCCAGGAGUAGGAGUCCGAGUCCAAACAGCUGGGCCUCUGCUGCUCCCUCCUCCAACAUCCUCCUCCCAGCUCAAUAAAGAUCCCUUGG
This is a messenger RNA of Globicephala melas (long-finned pilot whale), 5701 nucleotides long. It is a transcript of the gene VTN, whose product is annotated as vitronectin. The record is from RefSeq and is a predicted model, not a curated record. Gene Ontology annotation, molecular function: extracellular matrix binding; scavenger receptor activity; polysaccharide binding. Gene Ontology annotation, biological process: immune response; cell-matrix adhesion; cell adhesion mediated by integrin. NCBI's taxonomy places the organism in Eukaryota, Metazoa, Chordata, Mammalia, Artiodactyla, Delphinidae.